AUGGCCUCCAGAAUACACCGAUGUUUCCCUCCACUCCCAGAGCUUUGCAAGGUCCUGGGCUUCCUCCUGAUUUUGGCACUGACUGAAGCACUGGUAUUUGCCAUCCAGGAACCAUCUCCCAGGGAAUCUCUUCAGGUCCUCCCCUCAGGCACGACUCCAGGCACCAUGGUGAGAGAACCCCCCACCUCUACCAGACACUCCUCCGUGGUGGCUAUUCCUGCCUCUGUGGCGAUGCAGACACACCAUGACGAUGAACCCUCCUCACAGCCCAUAGCACCCACGGCAAUGAUGACGCCCCAUCCGGACAGAAAUCUUCCUACAGAAACCAUCCCUGUCAUCAUGGUGACAGCAGCCACCUCGCAUUCUGAAGGCUCUGUGCACACUAGGUCCCCUCCUGUUCCCACAGCAACUCCAUCCUCCCACCCCACCAACCGCCCUCCAGGGGAGGCCAUCCCCACCAUCCUGCUGACAAAGCCAACAGGAGUCACCAGCCGCCCCGCCACAUCACCCACCCGGUCUACCACACGCAGACCCCCAAGGCCACCAGGCUCUUCCCGAAAGGGAGCAGGGAGUUCAUCACGCCCUGUCUCACCUGCAUCCAGUGGCCACUCGGGGAGGAAGGAAGGCCAGCGAGGGCGAAAUCUGAGCUCCACACAUCUGGGCCAGAAGCGACCACUGGGGAAAAUCUUUCAGAUCUACAAGGGCAACUUCACAGGAUCUGUGGAACCAGACCCCUUUGCUCUCACCCCCAGGAACCCACUCCAGGGUAACUCCUCACUACAGCCCCAGAUAGUGGCUGCAAUCACAACGCCCAACAGUACCUCGUGGGCGUCACCCACCACCCCCCUGGUGCCUGCAGAGAACAAGUCAGGCCUUAGCAGAACAGGCCAGGGGGGUGGUCCCACCUUCACCAGCCAAGGAGGGGAGCUGAACGCCACAGCAGCCUCAGGUGCCCCUACCAUUCCACAACCUUCCCCAGUGCCUUCUCAGCACCCCCGCGGUGACCCACAGGAUGGCCCCAGCCACAGUAACUCCUGGCUUACUGUCACUCCUGGCACCAACAGACCAUUGUCUGCCAUCUCUGGGGUCUUCACAGCCGCCACGGGGCCUACCCAGGCUGCCUUCGAUGCCAGUGUCUCAGCCCCUUCUAAGGGGAUUCCUCAGGGAACAUCUGCUACCCCACAGGCCCCAGCUCACCCUCCCAGUGUCUCAGAAAGCACUGUUUCCCAGGCUGAGGAGGAGGCUGCAACCAUCUCCUCCAUGACCGACAGAGUGCCCAGUCCUCUCUCUACAGUAAUGUCCACGGCCACAGGAAACUUUCUCAACCGCCUGGUCCCUGCUGGGACCUGGAAGCCUGGAACAGUGGGGAACAUCUCCCAUGUGGCUGAAGGGGACAAACCCCAGCACAGAGCCACCAUCUGCCUGAGCAAGAUGGAUAUCAUCUGGGUGAUCUUGGCUAUCAGCGUGCCCAUCUCCUCCUGUUCUGUCUUGCUGACAGUGUGCUGCAUGAGGAGGAAGAAGAAGACAGCCAACCCAGAGAACAAUCUGAGCUACUGGAAUAACGCCAUCACUAUGGACUACUUCAACAAGCAUGCUGUGGAGUUACCAAGGGAGAUCCAAUCCCUUGAAACCUCUGAGGACCAGCUCUCAGAGCCCCGCUCCCCAGCCAAUGGCGACUACAGGGACACUGGGAUGGUCCUUGUGAACCCCUUCUGUCAAGAAACACUAUUUGUGGGAAACGAUCAAGUGUCUGAGAUCUGA
This is a messenger RNA of Orycteropus afer afer, 1761 nucleotides long. It is a transcript of the gene TMEM108, whose product is annotated as transmembrane protein 108. Lineage: Eukaryota; Metazoa; Chordata; Mammalia; Tubulidentata; Orycteropodidae. Bases 1 to 1761 code for a protein of 586 amino acids. Gene Ontology annotation, biological process: dendrite extension; postsynaptic density organization; retrograde axonal transport. The transcript is spliced from 5 exons. Gene Ontology annotation, cellular component: postsynaptic density; axon; early endosome. The record is from RefSeq and is a predicted model, not a curated record.